This is a messenger RNA of Naegleria fowleri, 2580 nucleotides long. RefSeq lists its product as uncharacterized. Bases 1 to 2580 code for a protein of 859 amino acids. The transcript has 2 exons. Lineage: Eukaryota; Heterolobosea; Eutetramitea; Acrasida; Naegleriidae. The record is from RefSeq and is a predicted model, not a curated record.
AUGCCCAUGAAAAUACAGCCCGUUGCCAGCACCGACAGCAUUUGUAAUAAAGAGAGCGGAGAAGGAUCGAUGGCGGCUCAAACCAAUCAUGAAAGCAUUGCGCUUGAAGAUCAUCACCCCUCCAUGAAGAACGAAAUUGCAAAAAAGCACUCGCUCCCCUGUUCUGGAUGCUUUUCAGUACGGAUCUUUAUCAUGCUCACCAUCACGAUUCUAGUCUUGACCUGCUCAUGUUUGGUAUGGCUCACCUCGUUUGUUUCGACCAAACAAGCUUUAAACGAGCUCUCAACAGAGUUGAUGAUCUCUGCAGGUAUGAAUGUUCUGACCUAUGUAGACUCUCAGAUUCGGCCAAUCAUUGUUGCUACAAGAACAGUCGCCGAUGAUUACAAUAUUGGUCUGAUUCCCAAACGCCCUUCCUUGUCUUACCUUUAUACCAAAUUCAAUGCGUUCAAUCCUUAUGGUAUUGGUCUGAUAUUUGAAGAUGAAUUGUAUACGUUCAACUUGUUUGGUGUUCCUCCUAAUGAGGUAUUAUCAUAUUACUACAAACCAGUGGAUGAAUAUGUCUUAUAUACCAUGAGUGUGAAUGCAUCAAAUGGAGAAAUCACUGGUCAGCUGAAAGUGACACCCAAUUACGACACGACCAAACAAAGCUAUUGGGUUCAUAGCUUUGAACAAUUUCCUUUACUUCAAACAGACCAUGUGAUAGGAGAGCCAUAUUAUGUACCAGGAGGAGGUUAUACAAUAUAUUGUUGUGUCAAGUUAUUCGAUCCAGUGGAGUAUGCAAAGGGAAACAAAAGAGUAGUGGGUUUGGCCAAAACAAAUCUUUCUUUGAACUUGAUCCAGAAUUUUCUUUCUGGACUUACAGUUCUUGGAUCUGGCUAUGUGUUAGUCUCACAGACCAAUAAUGAUUUGAUUAUUGGUGGUAGUAUUAAUACCAGACCUGAUGACGGAAUUUCUAGGGUGUCCAUUUAUGAUUUAAAAGACCAAAGAGCUGGUGAAUUGAUGAAGAAGAUACAAUCUGUUUAUGGUAGCCUUUCAAAAGCACCAAAUUUCAUUUCCAUCUCUUCCAAUGGGAUUGAUUAUUAUGUUUUAAAACUGGAGUACACUCUUUCCAAUUUAGUUUGGAAUGUUUUUGUUGUUGUACGAAAAAGUGAAAUUGAAUUCGCAACAAAUAUCAGCACAGGAGCAACUGUAGGUGUUGCUGUGGUUGUAACUAUCCUUGGUAUUAUCGUAGCAAUAUGUAUUGGUUAUACUACCACAGCUCCGUUGCGACAUUUGGAAAAACAGUUCAGCAAGAUUAAGACAAUGGACUUUGAAAAUUUGGAAUUUAUUUCGAGUGUUUUCAAAGAAGUCGACAACAUGUUUGUCUAUCUUCACGAUAUGGUUGUUUGGCUUAAUGAAAUUAAGACAUUCAUUCCAGAGAGCGUAUUUGUACAAAUCAAAAACUACAACAAAGAAUUUCACCCGAAUCCAACCUCGACCAACGAUAUUAUCCCAAUAAUCCCCGCCGAACAAAGUGACACUGGAUCUGUCAACUAUUCUCUUUCAAGCGCUUCUACAUUAUUAACUGGGACUAAGAACAAAGGUAACUCGCUAUUUAAAAUGGGACUGACGGCACGACAGAGUGCUGUCGUAAGAAUUUGGCUGUCUAAUUUAGUGGCCAAAAAUUCAUCUCAUGAAAUCGCCAGCAUCUUUUCCAAAAUUAGUUACGGCUUAUGCACAAUAGCAAAAAUUUUUCAAGCAGAUUUUCAGACCCUCUCAGUGGACGAAUAUCAGUUGAAUCUUUCACCAGAAUCAACUCCUAAAAAAAGCGUGAACUUGCAAGCACUCGAAGUAGCCCUUAAAUUUGCCAAGAUUAUUUCCAAUAUUAACGACACUAGUGGCAUUGCCAAAAUUAAGUGCAGAAUUGGUAUUAGUUCUGGAAAGACCUAUGCAGGAAAUUUAGGAUGCUCUUUGUUUAGAUCAUUCUUUGUGGUUGGAGGCUUAGCAGAAAAUGCAAAGAAAAUGACAAGAUUAGCCGACGUUUUGGGUUGCAAAAUACUGGUAGAUAGCUCCACACUUGACGACGAUACAAGCAAGCAAUUUAUUGUGAGACCUGUUGAAAGAUUGUUGAUUUACCCAGGAAUAUAUAAUGAAUUGAAUGCUGAACCUGUAAUUUCAACUAUUUUUGAAGUUGCAAAUGAAAAAGUCAUAGACGAUUCUGAUUGGAUGAACGAACUACAGACUCAAGAACAGGAUGAAAAAGCGGAGGAAUUUGAAUCAAUGUUCAUCUUAGGGAAAAAAUUUGAUUUUAUGGCGGAGUAUGCAUUGUUUGAUGUCAUUAAGGCAUCAAUUUCUCAACUGGAGGAUUAUGUGAUUCAACAUGCGAAUGAUCGUAUUGCUCCAAGAUUACUGAAGGUGAUGAGAAUACUCUAUCAAUACGCUAAGGAUGAUCAAAACACGGUUUCUCUUCAUCGCAUGCUAGCCCGAUAUCAUACACGAUUGGAUUAUUCGUUAAGCGAAGUGUUCCCUUCGUUGUCUGAUGUGGAGAAUUUGAGCCCAAAUUGGAGCACCGGGGAGGAAGAGAUUCGUUAUAAUAAUUGA